Messenger RNA from Penicillium lagena, 2676 nucleotides. RefSeq names its product putative GTPase activating protein (Evi5). The coding region runs from base 1 to 2676 and encodes 891 amino acids. The transcript is spliced from 4 exons. The record is from RefSeq and is a predicted model, not a curated record. NCBI's taxonomy places the organism in Eukaryota, Fungi, Ascomycota, Eurotiomycetes, Eurotiales, Aspergillaceae.
AUGGACGACGCCGAGCCCGCGUCGCCCGGUGCUUCCCACACCCACAAACCCACCGACUCCAUGGUCACCGUCUCGCUGUCCGAUAUCCAGUCCAACUCCGAACAUACCCCGCCAGACUGGCGCUCCCUGGAUAUUCCCCCGACCUCCGCCGAAGAAGAUUCUCCCCUCGAGUCCGAGGCCAACAGCACUGAGGACGAGGAGCUUGCUCCCACCUUACUCACAAACGCCGUGUACACCCCACCACCCAUUGAGAAAGAAGAGGAAGGAGAUAUUCCAGACUCGGAUUCGGACUUGGAUGAUUUGGAUUGGGAGCAUCUGGAUAGAACCGAGGAACAAGAACCUCGGGGAGAAGGGUCAGACGAUUCGACGGCCCUGCUCCUGGCUCGCCUCGAGCAAGAAAACAAUGCCCUGGCGACUAACCCGAAAUCUGGGUUGGCCAAUAACCCCAAUGUCUCUCAACACCAGAGACAGUCCCGCUCCCAGUCCUUGCACCAGAUCAAACGCCUGAUCAAUGAGCCAACCCGGUCGGAGCUGCGCUACUCCCAGCUUUCUCCUCCACCCAUGACGGAGCUGGAGUUCUGGGCCGCCCUGGUGGCGGAUUACCCGCAGACCGCGCAGCGGGGUGUGCCCCCGCCGCUGCGAGGCGUCGUGUGGCCGAGUCUGGCCGGUGCCCGUGAUGCCACGCUCCUGGAGGAAUUCCACCGUUUGACCGGCGAAAGCAGCCCGUACAAUGACUUAAUCGGCAAAGACAUUGGCCGUAGCUUUCCCAAUGUCGAGAUGUUUCGAGAUCCUGAAGGCGAGGGACAGCAGAUGCUAGCCCGUGUACUGCAAUGCUUCAGCCUCUACGACACCAAAAUCGGUUACUGCCAGGGCCUCGGAUUUGUCGUGGGUCCGUUGCUUAUGCACAUGACAGAUGCCGAAGCCUUCUGCGUUCUUGUUCGGCUCAUGGACCACUACAAUCUCCGCACAUGCUACCUGCCCGAUCUCUCCGGGCUUCAUCUCCAUGUCUAUCAGUUCCAGAAUCUCCUGGCACGGCACCGACCCGCCCUCUUCGAGCACUUGGAAGCGCUGAACGUGGAGCCGGCUUACGUCUCACAGUGGUUCCUGUCGUUCUUUGCAGUGGUCUGUCCACUGCCCAUGCUCCUGCGGAUCUACGAUGUCAUCUUCCUCGAGGGUGCCAUCGAAACGUUGAUGCGUGUCGCGCUCUCCCUCAUGCAGCGCAAUGAGAAGAAGAUCCUGGCAUGCACCGAAUUCGAAGAUGUGAUGCAGCUGCUGCUCUCGCGCAGCUUGUGGGACAUCUACGCGUUCAACGCCGAUGAUCUCGUCAACGACUUUGUGUCGCUGACACCCCUGGUCACCAAGGAGAGUUUACAGACCCUCGAAGCCAGCUACAACCUGUCCCAGGGCGUGCCGUCAGGCAUUACCUUCCCCACCAUGCAGGCCGCAGCCACCCGCUUCCUCGGCCGUCUAUGGGCGAGCUCCUCCGUCUCUCACAACUCCCUCAAAGCUCUCACUCCAAACCCAACCCCUUCCCGCCCCCCGAGCACCAUCCGGCGCUCCACCUCCAAACAGAGCAUUACCUCGACUCUGAACUCCGUUGAAAGUGCCUCUGUUGCCAGCACGGCCCCGACCGAGGCCUCGUCGACCGCAACGAUUGACGGCCAAAAAUCACGCGUCAAAUCGAACAUGUCCUACAACAAAGAUCGCGAUCUCCACUCUCAGAUCGAAGACCUGCUCAUGGCCCUUAGCGAGCUGCAGCGCCAGCACGCAGACCUCACUCGUGAAAUACAGCUAGAGCGCGAGGAGCGCGAGGAAGACCAGCUGGUGGCGAAGGCAAUGUUGAACCACCUCCAAGAGAUGGACUCGGACGCACAGCCAACGGAUCUCAUCACCAAAGCGCAGGCCCGGUUUGCCUCGUCCGAGAUAGAACCCAAGCGCGAAGAAAUCUUGCAGACGAAGCACCAACUCUACGACGAUGUGGCGCACUGGAAGGAAAUGCACCGGAUCGAGGCCAGUCGGCGUGGGGACUUGACAAGACGGAUGGAUGAGUUUGAGCAAGAGAAUGCGUCUAUGAAGGAACAGCUCCGCGAAGCUCGCAGCCGGAUCCAAGACGGAUACCGUGAUCGACAGCGCCUGGAGCGCACGAAUCAGGAGCUGCGCGCUCUCAAGAGCCCCGCGGCCUCGGAGGCGUCCACUCCGGCCGAGGCUGUGUACUCCUCCGCCUCAGAGAUUAGCAGCGAGGCGACCUCCCCUGGCCUGCGCGAGCUGACGCUGGUGCGCACCAAUUCGGUGAAGAGCCCGACCUUCAACAAGCGGACUAGCAGUCUGGGACUGCAGACUAUACUCUCCACCACUAAUAACCAGCCCGGAACCGACGAGACACUGCUGCUGGAGCUAGUCAACGCGAAGACGGCCGAGGCAGUCGCGCAGCAGGAGCUAGAGGAGGUCAAGGGCAAGCUGGAGGCACUGCGCAAAUUGAUCGGCUCGUCUACUCCCACACCCGGCAAGGAGAACCGCAGUUCCUUCCUCGGGGGGCGAUCUUUGACGGCGCAGAGCAGCACCCAGAAGACCCCGACCGAACCAGCUAAGCCUGCCGCCACUCCGGGCGGAUUUUUCAGUGGCUGGGGACGUCGUGCCGCGACGACGCCGGCAGCCGGCGCUGAAACUCCUUCUUGA